Molecule: messenger RNA, 2560 nt
Organism: Osmia bicornis bicornis
Lineage: Eukaryota; Metazoa; Arthropoda; Insecta; Hymenoptera; Megachilidae
Gene: Nelf-A
Product: negative elongation factor A-like
Exons: 6
Coding region: 1-1611 (536 amino acids)
Biological process (GO): negative regulation of transcription elongation by RNA polymerase II
Cellular component (GO): NELF complex
Source: RefSeq, a predicted model, not a curated record
AUGCAUGAAACAAACGACUCCAAUAUGGCGAAUGUGAGGGACAGUGAUACGUCGUUGUGGCUUCAUAACAAGCUUGGAACGUCAAAUGAUAGCUGGACCGGAAGUUCAAUUUGUUCGCAACUUAACGCAGAAGUACUACGGAACAUUAAAGAUUGUUUUCCAGACCUUCAAACACAAGUUAAACUCAAAUUACUUCUUUCAUUUUUUCACAUACCAAGACGGAAUGUCGAGGAGUGGCGCGUUGAGUUGGAAGAAAUCAUUGAAGUGGCAUCAUUGGAUAGUGAAUUAUGGGUGUCAAUGUUAUCCGAAGCGAUGAAAACUUUUCCAUCAACUGGUUCUUUAAAUACAGACAUCACAGAUCUAGAUGAACAUAGACCUAUUUUUGGAGAGCUAGUCAAUGAUCUUCGAAAGCUAUUGAAAAAGCAAAAUGAUCCAGCUAUGCUUCCAUUAGAAUGUCAUUACCUUAAUAAGACUGCGCUUACAUCAGUAGUUGGUCAACAACCUGCACCAGUUAAACACUUUACUUUAAAGAGGAAACCAAAAAGUGCUGCAUUAAGAGCAGAGUUGCUUCAGAAGAGUACUGAUGCAGCUAGCAAUUUAAAAAAGAGUACUGCUCCUACAGUGCCUGUAAGGAGUAGAGGAAUGCCCAGAAAAAUGACAGACACUACACCUUUAAAAGGUAUUCCUAGUAGAGUUCCCACAAGUGGUUUUCGAUCUCCAUCUCUUACAAGCUCCUCUAUGUCUACAAGGACACCGCUCAGUAACAGAAUGCGUAAAGAUGGUGGUAUUAAACUAUUAGAUAUUAAUGAGCAACCUCUAGGAUAUGCUCAGGCAAAGAAACGAAAGAGAAUGAUGGAAUUAGAGGAGCAACAAAAAAAGGUGGCAGAAGCUCAAGCAGCAGCAGCUGCUGCUGCAACAACAACAACGACUACUACAGAAACAUCAACAACUCCAGAAUAUGCUCAAGGAUUAACUUCAAUCAAUCCACCUGCAACUCCAAUUACUCCUGUUGUAUCUGUACAGUCUUAUGCAACACCUACUACUCCAAGCGGAGUAUCAGUAGUAACUACUCCAGUAACUCCUACAACAUCAAGUACACCUACGACACCAAGUACAGUUUUACCUGUUGCAACACCAACUGUCAUUACACCAGUUGAAAGUACACCUGUUGGAGUGCAAACGGUCAGACCACCUCAAACAGUUACGCAAAUUCGUAUACAAACCACCGCACAACCUGCUAACGCAGCUGCAAAUACAAGAAAGGGUCUUUCUCUUACGCGCGAGCAAAUGUUAGAAGCACAAGAGAUGUUUAGAACAGCCAACAAAGUAACUCGUCCAGAGAAAGCUCUUAUAUUAGGUUUCAUGGCAGGAUCCAGAGAUAAUCCAUGUCCAAAACUUGGUAACAUAGUCACGGUAAUGCUUUCGGAAAACAUAGAAGAAGUGACUCAACCAGACGGAACAACUGUACCAAUGUUAGUUGAAACACACUUCCAAAUGAAUUACACAAAUGGUGAAUGGAAGAGGAUAAAAAAAAAUCGACGAAUCGUUACAGAGGAAUCUACGUCUACUACAACACCUGCGCCAACUGCAACUGCUACGGCUUCCAAUUAAAGAACAGAGAAAGAAAUUGUUGUCAAAUUAUGGUUACAUAUGUCAAUAUUUCUGUCGCUGUUUGGAUGGUGAUUUUUAAAAAAAUUCAGUUUCUAUGGAUAGAGAAAAAACUUCAGUACGCAUGGGUACUGUACGUGGUUUGUGUAUCUUGUAUAAAGUAAAUAGAUUUGUAUACAAUGUUUCUCUAACUAAGCUUGGAAAUACGAUAGUACUGUAUCGAUCAAAGUAAGCUUCCAUAGGGACAAUGACGAUAUAGAAGGAGCAGGAAUUUUUAAAACCUUAAUUUUGAUGAUAUUAUUAAAAUAGUAAUUAUAAUCAUUAUUAAAAGUGAUUUAGAAACAAUGUAAUUCAAAUUUAAAUUUUUCCGCGUAAACGUUUAUACGCAAGUAGUGGGCGGCCACGGGCCUUAUAUAUGUAUGUACAUGGGGUCCUCCACCUCAUCGUCCUCCCGAGAGGAUCCAGACCCUGGAAGCCCGAGAAAGGGGAGGCCUCCGAAGAGGACCCGGAACCCGGGUACCCGUGAAAACCUAUGGGAGCCCGGGGCAUUGCCAUUUUCCCUGGGGAAGCCUACCAUGCUCAGUACUGUACAAAUUAAAAUUGCAACGUUGAAAACGGAAAAAGGUUAUCACCUUAAAGAUACAUGCAAGGAGCAAUUGUAUACUUUAUUUUCAUUCUUCAAAAUCAAAGUGCGACCAAGUAACGGACUUCCAUUUUUUUCUUUUUUUAAUUGGAAGUAACGUUUAAUGUCAAUCUCAGUUUAGUUUCAAAUGUUAGAAAUAAAAAUCUAUUUCUAACGCGUAUCUGGUUUCACCAACAAUGAAUAAAUUUUCUAAUCAGUUAUUAUUUAAUUAAAGAGUUAAAUGCUGUUUAACAAUGAAUAGUGUGAUAUUUCGCAUUGUAGGAGAAACCAAACAUUUUUAAUUUAAAUGUAAUGAUCGUAAGUUGAAUU